This is a messenger RNA of Exaiptasia diaphana, 3413 nucleotides long. RefSeq lists its product as uncharacterized. Gene Ontology annotation, cellular component: cytosol; plasma membrane. NCBI's taxonomy places the organism in Eukaryota, Metazoa, Cnidaria, Anthozoa, Actiniaria, Aiptasiidae. The record is from RefSeq and is a predicted model, not a curated record. The transcript is spliced from 9 exons. Gene Ontology annotation, biological process: insulin receptor signaling pathway. Bases 472 to 3144 code for a protein of 890 amino acids. Gene Ontology annotation, molecular function: insulin receptor binding; phosphatidylinositol 3-kinase binding.
ACACCCACACUUACUAAGAAUAAUUGCUUUAGGGGUAAAAACAAGGCGAAGACGGUCAUAUUGUUUGAACGUGGUCUGUAAGUACACCGGAAAUUACCAGGCGUUGCUUGUCAYCUUGUCCAGUCUUCGGACGAGUGGCAGCUAUGCAUAAAUAAGUAAUAUUUUGACUCUUGAAAAAUAACAAGUUGACUAACUCGUUCAACAACAAGUUGUGACCUUGCUUGGAGGAUUUCUCAAUCAAUUUUGAAGCAAGUGUAUACUGUGUAACACUAAUCAAGUCAAUCGGAUCGAUUUGGGACCGUGAAUAAUUUAUAUACGUGAGUUUAUAACUUGGGACUUGGUAUGCAUCCAAUAUCGUUAGCUCGCGUUAUUUUUUAUACAAAAAGUCCUCAUUAGGCCAAUCCGCUUUACCCGAUGGUAUAAUAAUCCUCAGUUAUAGCUUGGCUAAGAGCUAGUUGUAUUUGAAGACUGAUGGAUGCCUUUGAUGUCCAAAAGGAAGGCUAUCUAAGAAGACUAAAGACGCAGAAGAGACGAUAUUUUGUUCUGCGGACUGUUUCUGUGCGUGGAAAACCUCGACUUGAGUACUAUGAAAGCGAGAAAAAGUUCCGUACUAACUGCCCACCAAAACGUGUCAUUCAACUUGCAAGCUGCUUCAACAUAACCCAAAAAGAAGACACCAAACAUGAUUUCGUGUUUGCAUUGUACACGCGCGAGGACGUGUUCGGACUGAUUUGCGACAGCAAAGAUGAAUUGAAAUCGUGGCUGGCUGCUUUAUUAAGGGAACAAAGCACGACCUCAAACUCUCAUGGGACUCAAGGCAAUGAUUAUUUAUCUGAUAGUCUACCUGGAGAUUUUCAAUUACCAGCAUUACGAAGUAACCAUGUUACAUCUGUUCCUCAUGUAUCUACCUGGCCUGUCACUGUCAAACCAAGAGGCCUUGGCACAAGUAAACACCUUGCUGGAGUUUACAAUCUAAAGCUUGCCGACCAYACWUUGAGUCUACACAAGAUUUCAAGUGAYGAAGUAGUGGUGGAUUUUCAUUUGUCAAUAGUUCGUCGUUGUGGCCAUACAGAUUGUUUCUUYUUYAUGGAAGUYGGACGGUCAGCWGUWACKGGUGCUGGUGAAAUAUGGAUGCUGGUUGAUGAUGCUAUAUUGGCCAAGAAUUUACAUGAAGUGGUCUUAAUUUCAAUGCAGUCCUUAUCAGCUGAAGGUUAUUCCUCCUUAUCACGGCAUAGAUGCCAUUCUGGUGGCUACAAACCCCGACCAACAUCAUUAAUGCUGGUAACACCACCUCGUAAUAGGUCAGAUACCCUCCCUGAUCCAGAAGCAGGGUCACCYGAUCAAGAGGGACCCCCAUCACCGCUCAAGGCACAAACACCAGACCACAGCAGYCCAUCUGGUGGCAAACGAUCUGCAAUGUUCCAGAGACUGUUGUCUGUUAGUAAGCGGAAAUCKGAAGGUUUUGAUUUUAGUCCAAGACUGUUCUCUCGACGAACACAAUCCAAGUCSYUAUCRAUUGACCCUUGUCCUGGAGGRCUACUUGGUCGUGCACAGUCAGUAGAUUUYUCCAGCUUGUUUGGUAAUGCAUUACCCAGCAGUCCAGAAACACCAGAAGAAAAAAAUGUGGGUUUUGAUUUAGAAGAACCACAAAGAACCUCAUCCAACUCGUCAGGGUCAUCAGAAAGAAGCUGGGAYCAACCUCUACUAAAAAAUCACCCUGAUGAGAAUGAGGARAGAGGUAAAAAKACUCUAAUUAUCUGGUCAUUSAAAAAAGGAUUCAGGGUCAGUGAUGACGACACAGAUAGCAAGAUAUCAGGAGACGACCAAACAUUGAAGAGAGAAUCCAAUAACCACAAAAAUGACCAGCAACAWGUCACAGAUUCAAGCAACUCAAUUGAAGAAAAACCCACCAAUCACAGUGAAAAAAAGACUGGGAUAUCCCAGCGGCAUCGAUCAGGCUAUGAAGACAUGUCAGGAAACAUYUUAUCUAUAAUAAACAUUGAAAAAACUGAACAUAAUUAUGUAAAUGUGCAUCAAGAAUCAAACACUAAUUCACUUGAAAGAGAAACAGUACCAUCRYUGAAUUCUCCUAGCAUGCAGCGACGUACUUCAGCUCCCCCWAGAAGCGAUUCUCCAGUACUGGAACAGUUACAACUGAAAACAAAAUCAUCUCCAAAACAGAGGCGCACAUCAGAGCCCAUGGCAACUAUCAGYAAUGARUUUCUUGAACUGGUUACAAUUAAGAAUUCUCCAUUGUCUUCUCCACGAAGAAGUAAAAAGGGCAGACCGGGUAGUGAAACAAUUAGCGAAGAUCCUGAUUCUCARCCAGAAGAUAACUCUCCCUGUCAAUCUCCCCAGAGGAGAAGGCGGGGCAAAGAUAAUGACGAGUACGUUGAUAUGAAUCCAUUUGCAAAAUAYCAUACUUAUGUUAACAUCAAACCUAAAGAAGGAUUUCAACACGAGGAAGAAUCUGSUUAYAUGAAUUUGCGCCCUGGWGAUUACCAUGGYRYGGARACUGAAAGCAAAGAGCAUGAUUAUAUGAACUUUAAGCCAGGGAAAUCUACURCCGAGGAGCYUGUAACAGAAGARCCUCCGAGUUAUGUAAACUUUCAACCUGGACAAGCUAAGCGUUCAMAUUCACCGAGACAAAAGCACAAACAUACGUAUGAGAAUUUACACUUGGAUGGAAGUCCCAAAGUAGAUAGUACACAAUUUAGUGAUUACAUGAACUUAUUUCCAAGAAGACAUUCUGAAAARUCUCACUCAAAGGGAAAAACAUUACCACAAAGGAAACCAAACCGAAAUCGCUUUGGCAGGCGAGAGAGUGAGCCAGUAGGUCUUACUGGSCGAUCAGAUGAAGAAAAUGGUAUGCUUUUCCUGGACUUUAGUGGGAGCAAAUCAUCGCAGUCAAAGGAUUUGAACUAUAUAUCCUUAGAUCUUAGUCAAAAAGAGCCAUCACCAAAAGGUUCACCCAAGAAUCGUCCCUCUAAUAUAAAUACUUCCUCAACUUCAUGGUCAUUAGAUAUAGGACCCAAAUCUGCUCCUGUAUCUACAACUAGUUAUGCAGAAAUCGACUUUACGCGAUCACAUGGUUUGCGUCAGGCAAUUAUUGACCACAAGAAGCCAAAAACUCCCAAAGAAUGACUUCUAGUGCACAAUCAAUAAUUGGAAAAUUUAUCUAUAUUAGAUUUUGAAUACCUUUUUUUUUUGUCAAACAAUGAAAUAAAGUUAAGGCGGUUUUAUUAGGAAAGUUUGCAAUCCUGCUUUCAAACUGUGAAUAUUCAGAUGUAAUUGUUCUUAAAAGUCAAAAACCAGGAAAAUAUUUCAAAAAAGAAGCUUUUUUUCAUGUUAUUUUUAUAUGAAUUUUCUCGGUCAAAUUUCAGAUAAUGUUAAUGACAUGUACAUUGUGUAAA